CAGACAUCUCAUGUCCACAGUCAUUCAUCAAAUACAUGGAGUGACGAGUGCCGCCACUAUAAUGAGGUACCUUAGGUACUCCGUAAGUCAUAUGCGUUUGCCUUAUUUUGCUUGCGGAAAGUUCAGCUUGGAUGUAGCACAUUAAUCGUAGAGAUGCCACCAUUUCGCUGGCCGAUCUCGUCAGCCCUGUCGGCUGUAAGUUGCUUUGGGCCGUGUCCCCUGUCGGUCACCGACUCCCUUCCAUAACUGGACAACACCAGACCCAACCGCUUUGGUGAAGUUAUAUCCUCACGCGCUGCUUGUCACACGAUCACACGAGUCGGGAUCAAGGCCGGGACUAAUCUGGAAUAUUUCCUUUGUUUGCUUUUAUGCCGAUUCGGAGCCUACCUGCUUAAACACCCGACUUGCACCGUCAAGACUUCAGCCCACUUCUACUCGGGCACCGUCUGCCACGAUGUGUCGGUUUCUGGUCUACAAAGGCAGCGACGAAAUCUUACUCUCGAAGCUUGUCCUCGACCCGGCGCAUUCCAUCCUCAAGCAGUCGUUCGACUCACGACUGCGACUCGACACCCGUCGAGGGCAGAACAAUGCCGAUGGCUUUGGAAUUGGCUUUUACACCGACGCGAAACUCGGAGCCGCGCCGUGCCUCUUCACUUCGACCACGCCGGCUUGGAAUUGUGUGAAUUUACAACGACUGGCCUCCAAGACGGCGUCUCGACUGAUCUUCGCCCAUGUCCGCGCCACCACCGAAGGCUCACUCAGCGAGGAUAACUGCCACCCUUUCUGCCACGGCAGUCUGAUGUGGAUGCACAAUGGCGGUCUGGGUGGGUGGAAGCAGAUCAAGAGGAGGCUUGGUGAACGGCUAGCCGACAAGUGGUAUUUGGGGGUGGUAGGCGGGACCGAUAGCGAGUGGGCGUUCGCGCUCUUUCUGGACACACUCGAGCGGAUGGGACACGACCCGAGCUCCCAGCCAGAAAAGGGAUUUGGCCCAACGGUGCUCAGGAAGGCGAUGCUCAAGACGAUUGCGCAAAUCAAUGAGCUGAUCGACAACAUUCCCGAGAGCGUCGUUCACGCAGAAAAUGUUGAUACCCGGAGUCUCCUGAACUUCGCCGUGACGGACGGCCACAGCAUCAUCUGCACCAGAUACGUUGGCAGCUCCUCGGACGAGGCUGCCAGCCUCUACUACUCCUCCGGUACCCUGUGGGAAACGAGGGCGCCGGCGCCUGAUAACCAAGACUACCACAUGGAGCGAAGCGACAAGGGGGCAGACGUGAUCCUGGUGGCCAGUGAGCCCCUGACGUUCGAAAGAGAAAAUUGGGUCAACGUCCCGACCAACUCCAUCCUCACAAUACACAACCAAACCGUCAUGGUCCACCCCAUCAUGGACCGGUACUACGACCGCAACCCGCAACAUCGCCGCUCGACCGCCUUUGUACGCACCAAGGGCCUGUCCGCCAAUGAGAAGGGUACCCCCCGGUCGGGCACGCCCUUCGGCCUCCCUCCAUCCGUCCCGCCCAUCCCGUCUCUUUCGCACUUCGCCGACCACCCAGAUCCACACAGACAACGCCCGCGUGGCCCGACGAUCCCAAUCGUUCCCACCAGCGCCUCACGCUCCCGCUCCCCUCUUGCCCGUGCCGAGAAUAUCGCCCCAGGUCAACUAGCCCAGCAGGCAUCGCUCACAGACAUCCGGGCACUCACCGCGCCGCCUGUCAUCCGCUCCGCGCCACAGACGCCGCCGGUGCAAGGCAACAUCAAGAAGAAGCGGGCGUCGCUGAGCGCGAUCGAUGCGGCGCACGGCGGAGCGGCCGGGGGCGGGCUGGCACAGUACUUUGACAACAGCCCGAUCACGCCGGAGCCGGUGCGGACUGAGUUCGGGAAUCCGAACAAGAUCGCGCAGUUGUUCCCCGAGCUGGCUUUACAGUGA
Molecule: messenger RNA, 1924 nt
Organism: Chaetomium strumarium
Lineage: Eukaryota; Fungi; Ascomycota; Sordariomycetes; Sordariales; Chaetomiaceae
Product: nucleophile aminohydrolase
Exons: 4
Coding region: 455-1924 (489 amino acids)
Biological process (GO): glutathione catabolic process
Cellular component (GO): cytoplasm; glutathione hydrolase complex
Molecular function (GO): omega peptidase activity
Source: RefSeq, a predicted model, not a curated record